This is a messenger RNA of Patiria miniata (bat star), 1504 nucleotides long. RefSeq lists its product as uncharacterized. The transcript has 5 exons. Bases 107 to 544 code for a protein of 145 amino acids. The record is from RefSeq and is a predicted model, not a curated record. NCBI's taxonomy places the organism in Eukaryota, Metazoa, Echinodermata, Asteroidea, Valvatida, Asterinidae.
ACAGAAACCACCAUUUCAUCGAUUCGACGUGAGAGCAAAGUCUCCUGAAAGGCACUCAAGAACCAGAGUCGAUCUUGUCCUUCGUAUUUUUCGGCAGCAAUUGAAGAUGUUUCGUCCAGUUGCAAUCUGUGCAGCUCUCUGCCUGGUGGCAGCAGUCGGCGUUGCUUUCGCCGAUGAGACGGAUGACCUUAAACUGAGGGCAUUGCUCACUGAUUUUUUGGAGAAUUCCAAGAGAGGCUCCGAUGGCUGCAUGAAAAAUUUGGAUAAUGGACCUAUGGCGUUUAACUGGGUGGUGCAGGAUGCGGACAAGUCAAAGUUCGGCAACAUUGGACUGUGGCUAUUUAAGAUAGACGGAUCAGACCAGGUCAAUUUCGGCAUCACUAUCGAUAAAUACGAAGAACUCAUAAGAAAAACCCGGCAAUGGACUCCUCAAAAGGGGGCUCACGAGAAGAAAAUCGAUUUCGAAACGGACGAUGCUUACUUGACGAUGACCAUCAACUUCAUGGAUGGAACUCCCGUGUCCGCCUGUCUUGCCAAGUCAUAGGCUCCUGUCUCCAACGACUCGUAUUUACAUUUUGAUUAAUAGCAAUUUGUGAAUUAUACGACUACGAUGUAUUUUGUUUUAAAAACUUAUUUACUGAGCAGAAUUUGUUACUAAGGUGUCGGGUUAAUUCAAACUAAUAAUAUCCGGUUUGGUAGUGUGACGUCACUUCAGUGUAAACCACGCCCACUGCAUAUUGACAUAAUAUUGGAACUGGAAGUUAACGCAACUCGAGUGUUUAUCCAAUGGGCGCAAGUAAUCAGUGGUAGUGGGCGCGCGUAUGACGAAGUCACUAACGAACCGGAUUGCAUUCUUUUGCUUUGUAGUCUCUUGUUAUUUCAUAGUAGCUUACCAGGGUGUCAAGCUGCACUACGCUCCCACCACUACCUGCUCAGUCUCUCACUCUGGUAUUGAAUCAUUUGCAUAUUAUCCGAAAUUUUAGGUAGGUAUGCAAAUGAGGAAUAGCCUGGUGCCUGCCUGUGGUUAAAUUUGUUUUUGUAUGUGGGGUCUGGGGUAAUCAAUUCGUCGCGGCGUGAGUUACGACCGUGAAGCAGGAUUUGUUUUUUAUAUCUUAUCCAGCCAAUAUGCUGUAUCACAUUUCAUAUUAAUAUGAGCAAAUUGGAAAAGAAAGGAAUUAUUUUGGAGAAGGUGUUGACGUAAUACAACGAACGCGAAAACACGCAAUACACGUUGGAAAUAACAACACCAAGUACAUGAUAUAACGUUAUACCUGCUAAUAUAAUUGCCUAGGGAAGAGGUUGGGAGCUUUCUAUUGUACCCUUUUUCGUUGUUUGAUCAAAUUUAUUGUCUCGUUGUUUUACUAUUGCGUUUACUAUUUGUCUUUUGUUGUUUUCUUGAAGCUAAUAAAGGUUAUACUAAGGAAAGAGCAAACCAGACUAUCACUUCAAAAUACAUGACUGGAUAAUCACAGUAAAACAAUCCAUUAUUUUUUUAUUUUUUUUU